AUGGCUGCUGUUGUCCAACAGAACGACCUAGUAUUUGAAUUUGCUAGUAACGUCAUGGAGGAUGAACAACAGCUUGGUGAUCCAGCUAUUUUCCCCGCCGUCAUUGUGGAGCACGUUCCUGGUGCUGAUAUUCUCAACAGCUACGCAGGUCUGGCCUGUGUGGAGGAGCCCAACGACAUGAUCACCGAGAGCUCCCUGGACGUCGCCGAGGAGGAGAUCAUCGACGAGGAUGAGGACGGCAUCAGCCUCACAGUCGAAGCUUCCUGUCAUAAUGGGGAUGAAACAAUUGAAACCAUCGAGGCUGCUGAGGCACUCCUCAACAUGGAUUCUCCUGGCCCUAUGCUGGAUGAAAAGCGCACGAAUAAUAAUAUAUUUAGUUCCUCUGAAGAUGACAUUGUUGUUGCCCCAGUCACCCAUGUAUCCGUCACACUAGAUGGGAUUCCUGAAGUGAUGGAAACUCAGCACGUUCAAGAGACAUAUGCACACUCACCAGGACCCUCAUCACCAGAGCAACCUAAGAGAAAGAAAGGGAGAAAAACUAAACCAUCACGUCCAGAUUCCCCAGCCACUACACCAAACAUAUCUGUGAAGAAGAAAAACAAAGAUGGGAAGGGAAACACAAUUUAUCUUUGGGAGUUUUUACUGGCACUGCUCCAGGACAAAGCUACUUGUCCUAAAUACAUCAAAUGGACUCAGCGAGAAAAAGGCAUUUUUAAAUUGGUAGAUUCUAAAGCAGUAUCCAGGUUGUGGGGGAAGCACAAAAACAAACCUGACAUGAAUUAUGAGACCAUGGGAAGAGCUCUCAGGUACUAUUACCAAAGGGGUAUUCUGGCAAAAGUAGAAGGUCAGCGCUUGGUGUAUCAGUUUAAGGAUAUGCCGAAAGACCUUAUUUAUAUAGAUGACGAGGAUCCAAGUUGCAGCAUAGAGUCUUCAGAUCCGUCACUGCCGUCAACAACCACUUCGAGUAGGAACCCAGCAAGUCGAUCGAGAGCAUCUUCAAGUCCAGGAAUGAAAGGAGGAACCACUACAGUUCUCAAACCAGGGAAUUCGAAAGCUGCAAAACCCAAAGAUGCCAUGGAAGCUGCGCAGCCGUCCGAGGCUCUGAGGACAGUACAGUCCACACAGACUCCGUACCCUACCCAGCUCUUCCGGACUAUUCACGUGGUGCAGCCGGUACAAGCUGUUCCGGAAGCAGAAGCAGCCAGCAGCGUGUCAGAGGAGACGUUAAAUCCUUCCGUUCCGAGUAUUAGGACCAUACAGACUCCAGCCCAAGUUCCAGUGGUGGUAUCUCCUGGGAAUCAGCAUUUGCACACGGUAACACUCCAGACAGUGCCAAUCACAACAGUGAUAGCCAGCGCAGAUCCGUCGUCAGCUCCUGGAUCUCAGAAGUUCAUCUUACAAGCCAUCCCGUCCUCACAGCCCAUGACAGUCCUCAAAGAAAACGUGGUGCUGCAGCCUCAGAAGCCGGGCUCCCCGCCCUCCAUCGUCUUGAGUCCUGCCCACGUGCAGCAGGUCCUCACCAGCAGCGUCCCGACUGUCUGCAACGGAGCCGUCAGCGCGGCUUCGUCUCCGCCCUUCAGCGCCACCACGCCCAUGGCGACCUUUUCUCAGCACAGUUCACAGCUGGUUGCUCACCCACCUGGCACUGUAAUCACUUCAGUUAUCAAGGCUCAAGAGGCAAAGACUCACAUACAGGAAGAAGUGAAAAUGGAGGCUGGAGAGGCUGUGAAAGAAGGCGCGGAGCACCCCGAGCCGCAGCCACAGCCUUACGUGAUGGUGGUCUCCAAUGGGUUUCCUUCGCAGGUAGCUAUAAAAAACGAACUGCUGGAACCCAGCUCCUUCUGA
Rangifer tarandus platyrhynchus (Svalbard reindeer) is the source of this 1845-nucleotide messenger RNA. NCBI's taxonomy places the organism in Eukaryota, Metazoa, Chordata, Mammalia, Artiodactyla, Cervidae. The record is from the annotation of a GenBank genome assembly.